Heterobasidion irregulare TC 32-1 is the source of this 2265-nucleotide messenger RNA. RefSeq lists its product as uncharacterized. The transcript has 15 exons. NCBI's taxonomy places the organism in Eukaryota, Fungi, Basidiomycota, Agaricomycetes, Russulales, Bondarzewiaceae. Gene Ontology annotation, molecular function: helicase activity; RNA-directed RNA polymerase activity; ATP binding. The annotation marks the transcript as partial. The record is from RefSeq and is a predicted model, not a curated record.
UCUUUGCGCUGUACCACACAUGACGGAAAAGCUGUCUUUCUUAAGAAGAAAACGCGGAAGCAUGAUCACUCCUCUGUACGCCUCUCAACCACGCAGUGUUGCAUACUUACCACAGCUCACCACUCCUUUCAGAUAAAUCUAUCGGGCCAGCGCAUGACCAACCUCUUAGACGUGCCUAUACACCGCCUCAUGGACGAGCUUUCUCUAAAGACUGCCAGCAAGAUAUCUGAACAGGAGCUAGUGCAGGCAGCCGGUCUGAACGCCGCCAGCAUAUCAACUGCAAAGCCAAAAGAUACCCUCUGGGUCGACCGCUACCGCCCCAAGCGCUUCACUGAAUUGCUAGGGGACGAGCGCUUGCACCGCGAAGUCAUGGCGUGGGUGAAAGAAUGGGAUCCGUGCGUGUUUGGCGUGCGCAAGAACAAGAAGAGACCGCGGGACGAGGAGGAAACUUACCUUCCUCCAGACCCGUUUCAUCGCCCACGAGAAAAGAUCCUAUUAUUGUCCGGUCCACCUGGUCUCGGCAAGACGACGCUGGCGCAUAUAGUCGCCAAACAUGCCGGCUACAACGUCUUUGAGAUCAAUGCUAGCGAUGCUCGCUCUGGACAAGUUGUGGACGACCGGAUACGCCCUGCUGCAGAAGCUGGUUUCGCCGUAGGAAGCGCCAAGCCCAACUUGAUCGUGAUAGACGAGAUUGACGGUGCAACGGGCGGAGGGGAUAACGCUGCUGGGUUCAUAUACAAGCUCACACAGCUCGCGAUGGAAAGGCCUCAUCAAGAGCGUCCAGGCAAGAAGAAAGACCCCAAGGGGAAACGGCCGCUCCUGCGCCCCAUUAUCUGUAUCUGCAAUGACCUCUAUGCGUCGUCUCUAGCAAAGCUCCGCCCGCUCGCGCGCAUCGUCCGUUUUACACGGCCGGCCGAUGUACACGUCGUCAGGCGGCUACGCGACAUCUGCGAGAGAGAAGGUCUCAAAGCAGACUCCCGUGCGCUGUCGACCCUGGUCGGCGUCGCCAUGGGCGACCUGCGUGGAUGCCUGAACACUCUCCAGUUCAUCAAGGCGCGAAAUCAGGACGUCACGGAGCCGCUGAUCCGCACGGCGACGAAGGGGAUGAAAGAGGCCGACUCGUCGCUCACGAACGCCCUGAAUAGCCUCUUCCUGCCCAUGACCAAGAGGCGCGUCAAAGAGCUGGGCGUCAACGAAGAGGAAGGAACCAAGUACGUCGACCGGAUCUGUCGCGAGCUCGAGGGCAGCGGCGCCCUCGACCGCGUCGCGCUGGGCUGCUUCGAGCACUACCCGAGCUUGCACCGGCACGACGCGACGUUCGCGCGGUACAUCAAGGCGGAGGAGUGGCUCGUCGCGUACGACAUGCUCUCCGGCUCGAUGCGCGCCGAGCGCGAGUAUGCCCUCUUACCUUACCUCGCGUACACGCUCGUCGCGUUCCACCCGCUCUUCCAAGAGCGCGGCGGCGCACGCGUCGAGCGGCCCAAGGCGGAUUGGGAGAACCACAUGCGCACGCGCGCGAACGAGGAAAUCGGCCGCGCGCUCGCGCUUGCGGUGCGUGCGGGCAACGGGCACCUCGCCGGCCACCACCGGCACCUCGUCAGCGGCGACGUCCUGCACCUCGAGUUCGCGCCGUACAUCAACCGCAUCAUCGCCCCGCCCCUCCGCCCCGUGAACAGCCAGGUCAUCCGGCCGGAGGAGAAAGCCGUGCUCGCGCGCCUCGUGGGCAUCAUGGUCUCGCUCGAGCUGCGCUUCGUGCAAGAGAAGGCCGAGGACGGGCAGCUCGUGUACCGGCUCGACCCGCCGAUCGACGUGUUCGUAACGUACGACGGCAAGCGCGCGAUGGACAUCGCCGCCUCUCGGUACGCCGUGCGCCAUCUCGUCGCAGCCGAGAUCGACGCGCAGCUCAUCGCGCGGCAAGCCGAGUCCGCAGAACGCAACAAGGCCCAAGCGAGCAGGAGCUUCUUCGGCGCGCGCUCGGGCGCGCUCCCCACCGAGGACGCCGCCAGGGCCCGGCCACGCAAGCGCGCCAAAGUCUCCGCCGCCGCCGCCUCGAUCGACAUCGCAGACAAGCCCCCGGUCGACUUCUUCGGCCGCCCGAUCGCCGCGACGAGCAAAAAGGCACCGCCCACGGAAACGAUGACGGAGGCGGUGGCGGUGGCGGCAACGACGACGACGACGACGACGACGUGCAGGGUGUCGUACAAGUUCAGAGAGGGCAACUCCGCCGCCGUGCGCAAGCCCGUCAAGGUGGCGUCCUUCCUGUAG